ACUGACGUAAGCUGUUGCCAACUACCAAAUUCCGCUCAUGCGUUGGCGUGCGUGCGUUGAUACGUGAAUGUGUAACCUUAGCAAUACUGUCAAUAUCACAAACACACCUCGAACGAACGAAGGACCAUGCGUUACCCGAUCUUAACGAUCAAUGAGCCGACACCGCCUGCUCUCUCUCUAUUCGAGUAGCUGUCUGUAGCCGCGCCCUGCCUGCUAGUACUGUCACCAGCCAUCAGCCAGAGGGGACACGACAGUCGUGGGAGUAAAGAGACCCUAUAGGAUAUCGUAGACGUGACUCAAAAUGGCCGGAGUCAGGACUCUCUUCGUCUUGUGUCUUUUAGCAGUUCUCCUGAUCACCGAUGUCGUCGAUUGCAAGAGCAAUUAAAUGGUCCGAUCUAGGAUGUGGGAGCAAACCUCGCCCAUCCGUGGAAAGAAUGUUGGCCUCCUGCGGGAAAGCUUCUUCCUCCUCCUCCUCCUCCUCCUCCCUACCGCUUCGAGGAACAUCUUACAGCGUCGAGUGGCCUAUCGCCGAGGACCUGGCCGUACCUCAGAUUAGCAUCUGCUUCAACGAAGAUACAGAAACCGCGCUCUAUACCCAACACAAGUUACAAGGAAGGUCCAUCGGCGCCAAGAUCGUGGCCCCAGACCGCCCCGGGUUCAAGAAGGAGAGUAUGUUCUCCGUCAGGAUUGACAACGUCUACGGCAAGGACACCCAGAAGUCGCUCUUCCUGGAACUGCUCCAGGACCGCAGUCACCUGACGGCGAAGAAGGAGCACUACCUGGCCCGGGGCCACCUGGCCCCCGACUCCGACUUCGUCUUGGAGCCGGAACAAGACGCGACGUACUUCUACGCCAACGUCGUCCCCCAGUGGCAGGCCAUCAACAAUGGGAACUGGAAGUCUCUCGAGAACAGCGUUCGCGAACUUGCCGACAACCGCGGACGGACAUUCGAGAUCUGGACAGGAAUCUACGACGUCCUCCACUUGCCCAGUGCCAGCGGCGACUCCGUCGAGCUGUUCUUGGGGCUCUCCGAGCAACAGAGACUCAUACCUGUUCCCGCUCUCAUGUGGAAGGUCGUGCACGACCCGACCAGCAAGACCGCCAUCGCAAUCGUGGUCGUGAACGACGUCAAGGGAUUCGGAGCGGGUUCGAACCCUUCGAUCGACUUGCACGAACCUCCCUGUUCCGACCUGUGUUCCCGGGUCACCUGGGUCGACUGGGACACGAGCGACCUCUCGUCCGGACUCACCUUCUGCUGCAGCGUCCCGGAGAUCCGGAAGAAGAUCCCGGUCGUCCCUAAUCUGGGAUCUGUCGGAAUCCUGUAUUCGUGAGGAGAAAGUCGACCGAGCGUCGUUUGUCGGGGGGGUGGGGGUUGUGGAUUCCAAGAUUCGAACCAUUUUCACCUCCAUUACUAUCUGCGCAGUUUCUUACUGAUAACAUACCAUAGUAGAUUCACAUCACCCGUGCCUCUGAUGUCUAGGCCAGUCCCUUACGACGCUCCUGAUUGGCUGUUGAUAAGCCAAUCACAGGGUUGGAAACUCUCCGUCUCUCGUCAGAGUCCACAUAGGCAGGAUGUAUGUUCCACCUCUCCUAAGGGAUACGUCUUUCAAAAGUAUCCCUCAGGAGAGGGAGAAACUGAAAGUUUCCAGCCCUGUGAUUGGCUUAUCAACAGCCAAUCAGGAGCGUCGUAUGGGACUGGCCUAGGCAACAGAUGCACGGGUGAUGCGAUUCUACUAUGGUGUCUCUUCUUGGAUAAACAGCAAUUACUUUUAUUAUAUUUCAUGCCAUUGUUAUUUAUCUGCUUGGUUAUUAAUAACACCAAGGCUAUCAACACUGCCUAAUAAAUCUUAAUGUGCCACUGGAGUGUAAGUUUGCCUUUGAACACUUACCAUAAAUUUACAAUACUGAUGUCAUCUUUAUCAUUGUUAGUAAGCAGUUUUACCCUAAACCCAACGCUUUUUUUAUGAGAACUAAUUUUAAAAUAAACUUCAAAUUCAGAGGUCAGACUGCACACCACCAGGAAAACAAAAUAAACAUGAAUCUCUA
Macrobrachium nipponense is the source of this 2046-nucleotide messenger RNA. RefSeq lists its product as uncharacterized. The record is from RefSeq and is a predicted model, not a curated record. Gene Ontology annotation, molecular function: single-stranded DNA endonuclease activity; RNA endonuclease activity; metal ion binding. Lineage: Eukaryota; Metazoa; Arthropoda; Malacostraca; Decapoda; Palaemonidae. The transcript is spliced from 5 exons. Gene Ontology annotation, cellular component: nucleus; mitochondrial inner membrane. Gene Ontology annotation, biological process: apoptotic DNA fragmentation. Bases 360 to 1331 code for a protein of 323 amino acids.